AUGCGCGUGAGCGCCGCGAUGGGCGGAGGAGCGGGGAGCGCGGAGGAAAUGUCUCUGGAGCAGCUGAUGGGUGUGAGCCGAUGGUGCGUGCUGCGCGCCGUGGAGGUCGAGGUGACGGCUAGAGUGGCGGAAAGGCUUGAGGAGAUGGAGGAGAGAAAGAGAGAGGAAGAGAGGGAGAGGGAAGAGAAGCGGGAGAGAGUGCAGAGAGGACGAGAGGAGGAGGGUGGGAGAGGAAGAAAGGAAGAUAGAGAGACAGAGUGUGCGAGCGGAGGAAAGGGAGAGGGUGAGAGAGGAAGAGAGGAAGAGGAUGAGGGAGGAAGAGAGACAGAGUGUGCGAGCGGAGGAAAGGGAGAGGGUGAGAGAGGAAGAGAGGGAGAGGGUGAGAUUGGAAGAAAGGGAGAAGCGUUGACAGAGGCAGCGAGGGCGGUGGCAGAGAUGAAGGAGGGAGUUGAGGCGAACGUGCGGGAGGUGCUGCUGCGGGCGGCGCUGUUUGGCUGCUUCCUAGAGGACGAGACGCCCUUUCAAGCUGCUGCUGGAGGCAGUGCCGGGCACAAGCAAGCUCGCAUGGCGGAUGGUUCUGCUGCUGCGCACCGCAUGAGGGAGCACCUGGAAACCCUUCCAGCCUAUGCAGAGGAGGCGAGAGGGAAGGCCCGCGAGGUGAGGAGGAAAGUGCGUGGUCUGUGGAAGAGACACGUGCUGGGUGGUGGGGCGAUGCAGGCUGACGUGGAGAGGGAGGAGGAAGAGAGGAGAGAAGAGGACGGGGAGGAGGAGGAGGAGGAGGAGGAGGAGGAGGAGGAGGAGGAGGAGGAGGAGGAAGAGGAGGGGGAUCAGGAAGAGGAGGAAGGGGAGGAAGAGCAGGAAGAGCAGGAAGAGGAGGAAGAGGAGGAAGAGGAGGAAGGGGAGGAAGAGGAGGAAGAGCAGGAAGAGGAGGAAGAGGAGGAAGAGGAGGAAGAGCAGGAAGAGGAGGAAGAGCAGGAAGAGGAGGAAGAGCAGGAAGAGGAGGAAGAGCAGGAAGAGGAGGAAGAGGAGGAAGAGAAGGAAGAGCAGGAAGAGGAGGAAGAGCAGGAAGAGGAGGAAGAGCAUGAAGAGGAGGAAGUGUUAUAG
Molecule: messenger RNA, 1104 nt
Organism: Closterium sp. Naga37s-1
Lineage: Eukaryota; Viridiplantae; Streptophyta; Zygnematophyceae; Desmidiales; Closteriaceae
Source: the annotation of a GenBank genome assembly